AUGAAUUUGAACGUGUUUUAAGUGUCUUAAGACCUGUUUCUGACGUUAUUGUGACCCAGAGUCUCCAUUUGGUCGAACGGACAUCAUGAAAACUGUAGCUCAGCAGAUGUUACGGACCUGCAACAAACUUUUCUCUAGAAAAACACCAAAUGACAUUGUGGAGGCCCAUCCAUCCAACAUAGAAACAGCAGCACAACUGGAAAACAUCCAGCAUUUUCCCAGUCCUUCCCAUCCUCCCAGUGUGGAGGCCGCGAGAGAGAGUGCCCACCAUGUGCCGGUAGUGAUGGAGAGGGCCCACCAUGGUGGUGGAUGGCUCCUGUCUGGCAUCAUCUGCAUCAACAUCCUGAUCCUGGGAUGCGCUCUGGUCAGCGGCAGUGCCUUCAACAGCGUGGCCAUAACUGCUGUGCACCGGCAGAUCUUCCUCAUCAUCCUCCUCCUCCUCACAAUGUUGUGGAUGUUCUUUUACACAGUUUUCACAUCUCGAAAGGAUCAAGCAGUCAAAGACAGCCAUGCGGGGCCUGUGUGGCUUAGAGUUGGACUUGUGCUGUUUGGCCUGCUCAGUCUACUCAUGGACAUCUUCAAGAUUGCUAACUAUGUGGGGUACCUUCACUGUGACUCAGCUGUUAAAGUUGCCUUUCCUGUCGUGCAAGCUGUAUUUUUGCUGGUCCAGACAUACUUCCUGUGGAUCCAUGCGAAGGACUGUGUGCAGCUGCACACAAAUUUUACACGGUGUGGGCUUACUCUUACACUUUCAACUAACCUGGUGGUGUGGAUGGCAGCAGUGACUGAGGAAUCAGUCCACCAAACUGAGAUUCCUGAUUUAAAUUAUAAUGUCUCACACAAGAUGUACAGAGCCAGCUAUGGCGAUAAGAAGUGUAAAUGCAGCCACUCAGUGUGUGACACCUUCAAAGUGGCCUACUACUAUCUAUACCCCUUCAACAUAGAAUACAGCCUCUUUGCUUCUGCUAUGGCCUACGUCAUGUGGAAAAACGUGGGUCGUCUUGUGCAGGAUCACAGCCACCACAACGUUAAGUUCCGUCCAAAGGACGUGUGUUUGGGACCCUUAACAGGAAUACUCCUGGUGGUGGCAGGACUUGUAACGUUUAUAGUGUACGAGGUGAACAUACUGGAAGAGGACGAGGAGACGAGAAACAUGGCCUUACUGAUUCACUUUAUCAUGAAUAUAGUGAUAGUGAGCCUGAUGUCCAUGUCUGCUGUGAUCGGCUGCAUUUUCUACAGGCUGGACCGCAGGGAGCAUGUGUCGGAGAAAAACCCCACUCGAAGCCUGGAUAUGGGGCUGCUGGUCGGAGCCUCGAUGGGACAGUUCAUCAUCAGCUAUUUCACUAUUGUGGCUGUGGUGGCGACAGGAGCCAGAGGCUACCUGAAUGCCCUCAACCUGGCCUGGGCUGUGCUGACGGUGCUCCAGCUCGGCCUUCAGAACUACUUCAUCAUUGAAGGCCUGCAUCGGGAGCCCUUCCAUGUGAUACAGGAAGCAGCUCUGCACACAAAUGCUCACGCCUUCCAAGAACAUAUAGAGAUGGGCAUUGUAAUGGAGAGCAAUAAGUCUAGCUACUUCCUGGCUUCAAGUCUUGAUAAGCCAAAUUGGAAGAGAAGAGUUUUGAAGGAAGUCUGUGCUUUUCUGCUGCUUGCUAACGUCAUUCUGUGGAUCAUGCCUGCAUUUGGUGCUCGUCCCCAGUUUGAUCAUCCCAUGGAGAUAAAAUUCUACAAAUUCACAAUGUGGGCCGCUAUUGUGAAUAUUGGACUUCCUUUUGGAAUCUUCUACCGCAUGCACUCAGUUGCCAGUCUGUUUGAAGUGUACUUAAUCUCUUAGCUGAACUUAAUUUUUGUGUAUUGAGAGUAAUUUUAUGAUAGCUGUUUUAUGUAUUAA
This is a messenger RNA of Toxotes jaculatrix (banded archerfish), 1888 nucleotides long. RefSeq names its product proton channel OTOP2-like. Bases 86 to 1831 code for a protein of 581 amino acids. Gene Ontology annotation, molecular function: proton channel activity. The record is from RefSeq and is a predicted model, not a curated record. Gene Ontology annotation, cellular component: membrane. Gene Ontology annotation, biological process: proton transmembrane transport. NCBI's taxonomy places the organism in Eukaryota, Metazoa, Chordata, Actinopteri, Toxotidae. The transcript is spliced from 7 exons.